This is a messenger RNA of Eruca vesicaria subsp. sativa (arugula), 1247 nucleotides long. Lineage: Eukaryota; Viridiplantae; Streptophyta; Magnoliopsida; Brassicales; Brassicaceae. The record is from the annotation of a GenBank genome assembly.
CUUCAGUUCAUCUGCUUCUCGCAAUCUCAAAGCCACUCUCUGACACAGAUUUCUGAUCAGUGUCUAGGAAAAAUCACUGCGAAAAACUCAACCAAAUCAUUCCAUUGCUCUGCUUUUGACACUCAUUUCCAAUGCUGAAGCAGAACAUUCUUCAUUUGGAAUACAUAAGAUGUGGCAACAGACUGGUUAAAUCUAUAGAAACCAGUGCAUUUCGUAGAUGGAUGAGUAGCAGCAAUGGUGUCAGACUGUCGUUUCCAAGAGCUGAAGCUUCUUCAUCCAUGACUAUAAUAAACAAAAGCUGCACGUGGAGAGUGAAUAGCUUAGGACAGGAGAUCCAAGCGGACUUAAGUGAUGAAAACGAAGAAGAAGAAGAUCUAUGUCCGGUUGAGUGUGUAACUGAGUUCAAGACAGAUGAUGAACUUGUCAGAGUCCUGGAGAAAGCCAAAGAGAAUAACACUCUGGUUGUGGUUGAUUUCUACCGUCCUUCAUGUGGUAGCUGUAAAUACAUAGAGCAGGGCUUCUCAAAGCUAUGCAAGCAAUCUGGUGACCAAGAAGCUCCCGUUAUCUUUCUGAAGCAUAAUGUAAGAGUAUCAUACAUACUCUUAAGUAUGAAUACGUUAACAACUUCAACAUUCAUUAGUUGCUCAAAUGAUUUGCAGGUGAUAGAUGAAUAUGAUGAACAAUCUGAAGUCGCUGAAAGGCUGCGUAUCAAGUCGGUUCCUCUGUUCCACUUCUACAAAAACGGAGUUCUGUUAGAAGCAUUUGCAACUAGAGACAAGGAGAGGAUUGACGCUUCUAUAGCCAAAUAUACUUACUCUGAAUCUUCUAGCACAUCGGAUUAAACCACACUUUUGGUUCUCUCUCUCAAAUCAUAGAUAAUGAUGUAAACUAUAUUGAACAACAGCAACAAUCCCCAAACUUGUUGUAAAGAUGCAUAAAACAGCUCUCAUUCUUCUUGCAAGGUAUCAUACUGAAUAAGCAGAUGCAACAUUUUUCUGAUGUUGGUAAUUUGAUUUAAGAUUCGGUUAUGGUUUCUAUAAUACAUGUGAUGGUGAGAAGAUAAGUUCAUAGAGAAGAGCAACUGAUACUAUCAUACUACAACGGUUUUCUAUCUUCUAAACUCUUAUCAUAGUAUUUAGUGACUGCCUGAAAGAUUAGAUCUAUCCCCAUUAGCAAGAGAAACAAAGGCAGAGUGUUCUUCGAAAGUUGCAGGUUCAGAGUUCGAGUUGUUAGCAUCGGCAUCACAA